This is a messenger RNA of Striga asiatica, 1467 nucleotides long. The record is from the annotation of a GenBank genome assembly. NCBI's taxonomy places the organism in Eukaryota, Viridiplantae, Streptophyta, Magnoliopsida, Lamiales, Orobanchaceae.
AUGUUGACUCCAUUGAUCCCUAAAGCCCAAACCACCAAGAAACCACCCCUAUCAACCCACCUCAUCGAGGCCCGAUCCAUCUCGGCCAUCUCACUCCCAAUGAUCCUCACUGGCCUCGUACUCUACUCGCGCUCCGUCAUCUCCAUGCUCUUCCUCGGCCGCCUGGGCCGCCUCCCCCUCGCCGCGGGCUCCUUAGCCCUCGGCUUCGCCAACAUCACGGGCUACUCCGUCCUCUCGGGCCUCGCCAUCGGCAUGGAGCCCAUUUGCGGCCAAGCCUUGGGCGCCCACCGCUUCAAACUCCUCGGCCACACCCUCCAAAAAACCAUCCUCCUCCUCCUCCUCACCUCCAUCCCAAUCUCCAUCCUAUGGCUCAACAUGAACACCAUACUCGUCUUCCUCGGCCAAGACCGCCUUAUAGCCGACGAGGCCCAAUCCUACAUAAUCCUCUCAAUCCCGGACCUAAUCGCCAACUCCUUCCUCCACCCCUUGCGAAUCUACCUGCGCACGCAGUCUGUAACAGUGCCGUUAACUUUUUGCGCGAUUCUCUCCAUCGUUUUGCACGUCCCGAUAAAUUAUUUCCUCGUCACGUCUCUCAAUCUCGGGAUCAAAGGCGUGGCGUUGGCCGGCGUGUGGACGAACGCGAAUUUACUCGCGUCGUUGGUUAUGUACGUGUUGGUGUCGAAAAUGUACGUGAAGACGUGGGGAGGGGUAAUUUCGGCGGAGGAGUGUUUCGAGAAUUGGAAGCCGCUCGUGAGGCUCGCGGUGCCGAGCUGCGUUAGCGUGUGCCUCGAGUGGUGGUGGUAUGAGAUCAUGAUUUUGCUAUGCGGGCUUUUGCCGGACCCGAGUUCGAAAGUGGGGUCGAUGGGGAUACUUAUACAGACGACGUCGUUUGUGUACGUUUUCCCUUCGUCGUUGAGUUUCGGGGUGUCGACUAGGGUUGGGAAUGAGUUGGGCGCGGGGAGGCCCGGGAGGGCGCGGAAGGCGGCGGUGGUGGGUUUGGUGGCGGGGUUUUUGUUAGGGUUUUUGGCGCUAGUUUUUGCGUUUGGGGUGAGGAAUGUGUGGGCCAGGGUUUUUACGGCGGAUGGGGAGAUAGUUGCGGUGACGUCGGCGGUGCUGCCGGUGGUGGGGUUGUGUGAGAUAGGGAACUGCCCGCAGACGGCGGGGUGUGGGGUGUUGAGGGGGACGGCGAGGCCGGAGAUUGGGGCGAAUGUGAACUUGGGGUGUUUUUAUGGGGUGGGGAUGCCGGUGGCGGUGUGGGGGUAUGGGUUUGAGGGGUUGUGGGUGGGGAUGGCGGCGGCGCAGGGGUGUUGUGCGGCGGCGAUGGUGUUUGUGGUGGUGAGGACGGAUUGGGAAGGGGAGGCGGUGAGAGCGAAGGAGCUGACGGAUGGUGAAAUUGAAGGAGAUGGAGAUGAGAUUGGUGGGAUUACGGAGGGUAAGUAUAAAUUGGUGGAUGAUUCACCAGCUUAG